CGGCGGUGGCAGUAACAGCAGCAGCAGCAAUUACAGCAGCAGCAGCCGCAGCUCCAGCCACAGCAGGAGAAGUCGGGCUCUGGGCACAAAGCCGCCCUGCUCUGAGAGAAGCUCCCUGCAGACACCGGGGCAGCCAGCCUGCCGGGGCCCGGGGGGCCGAGGCACUCCGGCCGGUGCCCCCUGAGACACCGAGCUCCCGACGCCGGCUGGGCGCGCUCCGUGUCUCCCGGGCUGCCCGCGUACGCGCGCUGACCGCCCCAGACGGACCAGCAGACAGAUGUUCCUUUCCCGCCGCUGCUGAGGCUCCCAACUUCUCCAAGUGCUCCGCAACUCCGGGGCGGCCCCUGCUUCCCGAGAGCCUGGGAGCGCUCGCUCUCUCCCUCCCUGCGCGCUACCGCGGUCAGUGCAGGGAGGAUUCGCCCUCCGGGGCUCAGGCUUCCAGACCCCCUCCUCCCGGCCACCCAGCGGGGCGCGGCUGCCGAGAGUUGGGGCUUUGCUCGCAGACUCGCUGAACUGAAGAUUGGCCCGCACUUUGGCGAUAACGAGAUUCAUAUGCAUUUUAUGGAGCUCUUGCUCUCCAGCAGCAGUAGAACAGGCAGGCUCCGAUCGAGGGAGUGAAUCUGAAUUGUUUGCCUAGUCUCUGGGAAAGGGGGUAGACACUCCCAUGAGGUAACCCUGGCCUGUGACUGGCCUCUUCUCCCUCUUGGUGAAGCAAUGGGCCAGAAAAUCUCAGGGAGCAUCAAAUCUGUGGAUGUCCGAGAGCCCCCUUACCAAUCGGUGAAACGAGACCUGAGGGGUCCCGACUUCUGCCGGCCAGCCCGCCUGGACCUGCUGUUGGAUAUGCCCCCAGCCCGGCCGGAGGUCCAGCACCAGCACGCCUGGAAUCCCGAGGACCGCUCGCUGAAUAUUUUUGUGAAAGAAGAUGACCGGCUGACCUUCCACCGGCACCCAGUGGCCCAGAGCACGGACUGUAUCCGGGGGAAGGUGGGCCAUGCCCGAGGCCUGCACGUGUGGCAGAUCCACUGGCCUACACGGCAGAGAGGAACCCACGCCGUGGUGGGGGUGGCCACUGCCGAGGCCCCGCUGCAUUCGGUGGGCUACACGGCACUCGUCGGCAGUAACAGUGAGUCCUGGGGCUGGGAUCUAGGGCGCAACAGACUCUACCAUAACUGUAAGAACCAACCUGGAGUGACCUACCCUGCCUUCUUAGAGCCAGAUGAGGCUUUUGUGCUUCCAGAUUCUCUGCUCGUAGUUCUGGACAUGGACGAGGGCACGCUCAGCUUCAUUGUGGAUGGACAGUACCUUGGUGUGGCCUUCCGGGGGCUGAAGGGGAAAAAGCUCUACCCAGUAGUGAGUGCUGUUUGGGGCCACUGUGAGAUCACAAUGAGAUACAUUAAUGGACUUGAUCCGGAGCCCCUGCCCCUAAUGGACCUGUGCCGAAGAUCAAUUCGAUUUGCCCUCAGUCGAGAACGCCUGCAUGAAAUAGAAUCUCUGCCUUUGCCUCAGUCUCUGAAAAACUAUCUCCAGUACCAAUAAGAAGCCUGAAGCCCUUCUGGACUCAAAAUAGACUAAAGCAAUGCACCCGGCACAAUGAAUUGUUUACAUCAGAAGCAAAGUCUCAGCGGACACUUGACCAUAAUUUAAUUUUUAAAAAAUAGAUAAAUAUAUAUAUAUAUGUAUGUAUGUAUGUAUAUAUGUGGGGCAUUCCCCGCCCUCUUUAAUCUGUUCAACAGGACAGUGUGGGAGCUGUUAGAUAAUGUGAACAAUUGGGAUUUGUUACUGAUUUUGGAAAUAAAUGUCAAUUGCCAAUAGUAUUUGCCAUCCUCAAAGGUGACCUCUAAAGCUGGACACCUCAAUAGGGAACUUAGCGAAAUCAGUUAGCUCUCUGCCUUGAGGCUUUGCCCACCCAACCAAGACAGGGAUGCUAUCAGUAUAUUGAUUAAAAAGCAUAUUUUUAAUUCAAAAGAAUGAAUAAAACAUUUGGGUAGAAGACUUUCUAUCCUGUGCCCUGGUUUCAAAUAUAUUGAGGGUGAUUGUAUAGAGUGGGAACAAAAAAAAAGAAAAACAAUUGCCUUUGAAUAAUGGAUGAUGAAAGCAGCUAAGUGCCAGUGUUGUAGUUAUUUCCAAGCCCAGGCCAAUUUCUUCCCAACUUUGCAUAAUUUGUAAGGAGGACUGGUGGUCACCAUUUAGAGGCUGGAGUUCAGUCUUUCUCAAGGGAUCUAAAGGACUAGCGCUCAAUAAAAUCAUUAGGGUGGCAAAUUAUUUUGGCAGCCCUCCCCCCUUAUAUUUUCCCUUUAUUUCUCCCUAUUGAACCACACUUCCCCUAUUUAAAUACAGUCCCCUACUCACCUCUUCUCUAGCAAUCCCUAUCAGAUCAGUCAGAGAGGAAAGAGCUCAUCCUCAUUUUAUUCCUCCACCUGGGGGAGUUGGAUUUUUAAAAGUAGCCUGAGUAGGGUAAUGCUGAACUGAAAGGAAAAAAUGGAAUUUCAAGCUUGACAGCUGUUUCGGUUGAUAUUUGGAGGUAAGAGUAGGAAGAUGGGCCUUUUCCAUAACUCUCAAAUCACACCCCCGAGGCAGGUGAUCUGCCAACUUAAACAUAGAGCCAGCCUUGUAUCUUUAUUAUUAAAAGUAUUAUUUUCAUUUUAUGUGAAUUCUAAAUUCUCAGCCCCCAAUUUCUAACAUGUGCUCUAUUGUUUAUCUGUUUGGGAACUUUGGGCCCCUUGUAACUAGAAUGGUGGAAUGUUUAAGGUAUCAUCCUUCAUUUUCCAAGC
Molecule: messenger RNA, 2771 nt
Organism: Sarcophilus harrisii (Tasmanian devil)
Lineage: Eukaryota; Metazoa; Chordata; Mammalia; Dasyuromorphia; Dasyuridae
Gene: SPSB4
Product: splA/ryanodine receptor domain and SOCS box containing 4
Exons: 3
Coding region: 715-1536 (273 amino acids)
Biological process (GO): intracellular signal transduction; proteasome-mediated ubiquitin-dependent protein catabolic process
Cellular component (GO): SCF ubiquitin ligase complex
Molecular function (GO): protein binding
Source: RefSeq, a predicted model, not a curated record